Messenger RNA from Styela clava, 4651 nucleotides. NCBI's taxonomy places the organism in Eukaryota, Metazoa, Chordata, Ascidiacea, Stolidobranchia, Styelidae. The record is from RefSeq and is a predicted model, not a curated record.
CCGUGGGUUGCCGACCCCUGAACCAGAGGUUGUGCAUUAAUGUGAUAGGUGGGAAUAGGGAUUAUGAGAUCCGUCUGAAGAAAGACAAGUCGGUGAGACUGAAUCAUAGGACGGAAUAGUAGCAACAUUCUUGCAGUCCUGCACAUUAUCGAACAUUCGAUUCUUGAAAAAGUGCGGCCAGGUGCCAUGAAAGUAAUCACUCUAUAAUAGCAAAGGAGGGACCACUGACGUUUCCUGAGCAAAAAAAAAACAGCGACAAAUGUGUAAUUUGUGAGGAGCAAGGGGUUAGGAUAUUUUUAAAAUCGUCAACAACUUGGUCAGGUUGGGUUCACUUCAAUUUGAGGCGAAGGUUUCAAAUCGUUGAUUUAAUCCGAGACGUCUAUAGCGUCAAGAAUGAUUUUACGUUCACGUUACCGGUUGGCUACUGGUUUCAGGAUCUGGCAGUGUCACAUAGGUCAGGAAGUAACUUGACAACAUGACGCAGACACAUUGAAUUUGUAACACAUUACAAGCUAAACGAGGAUUUUAGUCAUUCCUUCUUCAGAGUGAUACCGGUAUUAGUUUUUGAAAAUAUUCGAUAUACAAUACAACUAUCUACCAGGGUAGGUAUGAUACCGUACUUACCGACCAUGCCAUAGACAUAAAAGAUCACAUGUUACAAGAUCGUCCGGGUGAAGGGUGACUGGCAGACUGCUAUAGCAGUACGGUAAAACCAUUAUAUUAUUAUAUAUACGCGUUGGGUAAAACCAUGUGACUGUAUGAGGAAGUUUCGAUUGCAUGCGACCAAGCCUUCGACUUUUGAAUGUUACCGUAAAUCUGCAAAUCUACUAAAAACAAGCAGAGAGAAUGAAUUUUUAUUAUACUGUUAUAAUAUGAGCAGACAUAGACGAUCUCAUACACCAGUAUAUAGGCCAAUCAUGUCGUAAUAAUUUCUAUGUAAUGCCAAUUUUGAUAUAUUAUAUAAGAGCUAUUAUUAUUCUAUAAUUUAUACUCAAUAAGGCGGUGAGGAAAAAUUGAUAUCUUCUGUUUAAUUUUUGUGUUCUUAAGGUAGGCCUUUGAUUCAGUCUUGGUUUACAUUUUUUCAAUAAAAAAUGUACCUACCUUCAAGUUUUUUUUAUAUAGAUUACAUAUGUCUGUAUGUUGUUACGGUAGGAAAGAUUCCAUAUCCCGGUGGCUUCCUCCUUCCUUCACUCUCAGUUACUAACAAAACUAAAAAUCCUAAUGUUUUUUAAUUAUAAUUAAGUAGUGACUGUUAUUCUGUACUCUUUUUUACUCUGUCUUUAUUUUUAACUGUUUUGAUUAUGCAUUAACUUCGCAAGUUCUGGAACCAAUAUUCUGCCAAGUGGUUAUUAAUAUGUACUUAUACCAAUGUGGUACUAUAUGCAAUAUCCCACUUUUAAACAGACACUAAGACCCUCCUAAUACUUGUUACAUAGUAUCAAUUGAUGCAAUCAUUUAAGCUCUCUUCAAGAUAAUAUUUUAUGUAAUACAAAAUAUCCUGAUUCUCAUGGUAUCAAGCUAACCUUACUUGUACAUAUGGAAAUCUCAAGGCGUAAUAACAAUAUGAUUAGGGCCAGUUCAGAAAGUAUUUUACAGAGGAAAAAGAUCUGGUUACGAGACAAAAUAGAGGAAAUAAGGACUUCGUAUAACGACACUCUAUGUGCAUUCCGAGACAAACUUGAUGGUGUUGUGACCGAGCCUGUUAGCAAUGCGAGUAAUAUUCUUGAUCGACCGGACAAUUCAUUGUCUUUGCAGGAUAUUGCAUCUGCUGGAAACCUUUUACAAGAAUGCAAUAACAAACUGUUUGAUUUACUGUUAAGCAUUUGCCCCGAAAACAGUAACAUAGGUGGUAAUGAUGGCCAGCAGUUGAGAUUGUUGGGAAUUCCUACAGAAAUGAAUGAUGCUCCUGUUAUUCUGCAACCGGCGGAUGCAAUUCAUAUAAUGUCAACAGAUCAUCAGGUAAAUGUCGACUACAUGCAGUUAGAAGCAGCAUCGGUAGAUGCAAAUAAUAAUGCACCACUUGUUCCUCGUAGCAGUUUGAAAUAUAGCACUGAAAGUGAUUCCAGUGUCUUUGAAAGAUCACCUGCUCCUGCUUCUCAUUGUAAUAGCAAUGUGUUAAUGCCGGGUCGUAGAGCAGUAUCAGAAAAAGAAAUUCCAUCCUCAGAUUUGGACUUGACAUUAUCAUCAAUUCUACCAUGCGAUCCACAUUCAACACCAAAGAAAGAAAACAUCAUGGUUCGUAAGAAAUCCAGCAGCCUUACUCAAACAAGCUCUGAUAUUUCAUCUGAUAUCUCUGCCUUGGAUCACACACCAACUAGACGCACUUACUAUGCUUAUUCAAGUGAGGAGAGAGAAAACAAUGUAUUUCAAGGAACUGUUAGUGAUGUGGUGUCGCCAUCUCGGUUCAGUGUUCAACCAAAGCAAAAUAUGCGAAGGAUUGAGAAACUACAACACGAUUUAAAUCGAUUCUAUGAGCAACGUACAAAAGAAAUAUCACAACUUGAGUUCAAGUCACCUCCCCUUCCUGGCGAAUAUUGUGCAGUGGUUUAUCAGCCUGAUAAUAAUUGGUACCGAGCUCUUGUUAUGGAGGCAUCCACUCAACCUACUAUUAUGGUUGAGUACAUUGAUUAUGGAAAUAUGGAUAUAGUACCUUGGACAUCUGCUCUCAAAUUACAUCCAAAGUUUUCUCAACUUCCUAGACAAUCAAUUUGUUGUUGCCUAGCUGAUGUGAAACCUUUGUCACCAAGAGAUGUAACGAUUGAUGAUACAGCAUAUGAUUCAGAAUGGAAUUUACCAGCUAUCGACUUCUUUGACAAAUUUGUAUACAAUCAAACUUAUGAGCUUGUCACUGUUGAAAAUCCAUCAUCUUCAGGAAGAGUCAGUGUGAAACUGUUCUAUGUGGAGAUUACAGAGGGCAAACCACCAAUGGUGAAAAAUGUUUCCAAUAUAUUGGUGAAGGAAGGAUUUGCAACAUUUAUUGAAAAUGAAAAAGUUCCAAUAGAAAAACUUGAUCAGAAAUGUCUUGAACAGAUUAAAAGGACGAAUAAAAAUUUGAAUGAAUCAUCACGUAAUCCAGAAGUGUACAAAUCUUCCGCAGAUGAUAAUUCUACUAAAGCACAAAGUGAUGGUGGUCUAUCUACUUACAGCAAGAAGCUUGACGCAGGAGAUGCAAGCAGGCGUAUUCAUCCAUGUUCCAGUAACAGGCUUUCUAUUACGCCGCCUAUAUUACCAAAACCUAAAGUGAACGAAGCGUCAAGAUCAAUGUCAUGCAUUCCAGCUGGAAUGGAACGAACCCACCAUAAUUAUGCAUCAAGACCAAAACAUGCGAAAACUGCCUCAAAAUCUAGUGGAUAUUAUGAGCGCAAGCCACCCCCUAUACCCUCGUCCACAAAAUACUCUGUCGGGGGUCAGAAGUCUGCUACUUCCACCAGUUGCUCGGAUAGCAUUAGAAAUACAGAGACGAAAAAUGACUUACAUCCUGUGGAAAAUGAAGCCACUUUGCCAGAGGGACCAAGAUUUCUGACACCUACCUCUUCUGUUAGUACAAUGCUUAGCAAUAAUAAUCAGAAAGCCACAGAAGAAGAUAAAAAAAUGGAGGAGUGGAAUCCUAUGGAGUCUGAUUUUAAUUCUUUGAGAAAUUGUUAUGGAGUUGAUGAUGAAAAUGCCUGCGCCGUGACGGAAGGAUUCGAUCCUGAAAAAAUGAAUGUUUGUCCAUAUUAUGUUCGUGGAAAAUGUUGGAAUGGGGAUAAAUGUAUAAACAGUCAUCCAGCUAGAUAUCAAAAUGGUGAACUCAGGAAUGAAACCCAAACAUUUUCUGCUUCUUCGUUAUUGAAGUUAGAGUUGAAUGAAGGAGUAUGGUGUAUUGUUCGAAUCACAGUUUCUGAUAGAACAGACAACUUUUACGUACAUGUUGUAAAGAUUGUUGGCAAUAUGAAAGAUUGCAUAAAUCUUGGGAGAAAUAUAUCAGUUCUUCCAGAAAUAUCUCCAGAUCUUGGCACUUUAAUGUCUGACAUGAAGCAAUAUUAUUCACAAAGUACAAGAAGGUUGAAGGAUUUGAUUCAACCAUGCAAAGGAGAGAUGUACGCUGUCCAUGUACCAGAAGAGAAUUGUUUCUACAGAGGAAUGAUAUUAGAAGUUUCUUAUUCUACUACUUCGUUUACCACUGCAAGGGUUUUCCUUGUGGAUUUUGGAAGAGAAGUCAUGGUCUUGGAAAGGUAUUUACACCCAAUGCAUUCAACGUUUAUGCAUUUACCAAGACAAGCUGUUCAGUGUUGUUUGAAUGAGGGUGAAGAUUAUAAAGGUGAAAAUUUGGGUUCAAAUGGAACUCGACCACACCUAGCAAUGCAGAUUCAUGAAAAAUGUGAGGAGACUGAUGGACCGCUAAUAACAUCACUUUUCAGGAUAGAUAAAGAUGGUCUUCAUCGUAUAUCCCAAUUUUAAUCUAUGAUGACUGUAUGGGAGUGGAGUGAGAAAUCAAAAGACUUUUUUGAAACUGGUCGAACUCUUAUGUAUCGAUUAAACUUUGUAGUGAUCACAAAGUGUGAUCCGAUGCCUUAGUGGGGUUCUUAUGUUAUUAUUUGUGCCAAGCAACAUUCACAAAAGGAGUUUCUUUCCUUUCUUUCAUGAAUAAUAAAUUCAUAUUCACAAGUUU